This is a messenger RNA of Mytilus californianus (California mussel), 1017 nucleotides long. RefSeq names its product ribosomal RNA processing protein 36 homolog. The record is from RefSeq and is a predicted model, not a curated record. The coding region runs from base 62 to 973 and encodes 303 amino acids. Lineage: Eukaryota; Metazoa; Mollusca; Bivalvia; Mytilida; Mytilidae. Gene Ontology annotation, cellular component: nucleolus; 90S preribosome. Gene Ontology annotation, biological process: maturation of SSU-rRNA from tricistronic rRNA transcript (SSU-rRNA, 5.8S rRNA, LSU-rRNA). The transcript has 10 exons.
AGAAGAGCUCUUCACAUGAAAACAGGUGUUGUUGAAAUCAAAACUGUUAUUAUUGAAGAGAAUGUCUAGCACUAUAUCAGUAUCCAAGAAAAGAAAGUCUUCAUUAGACACAACUGCAUCAUAUUCAGUUAAUAAUGCAAAAAAGAAUAAGAUGUCAAAAUUAUCCAAAAGUCCAGGCGAUAAGUUACAUGUGAUACAUGAAAAGAAAAAAGAGAGGGUUCAAGAGACCAUGGAGACAGAUACAACAUCUGAGGAAAGUUCUGUUGAAGAAUCUGAAGAUGAAGUUGCAGAUACCCAAGAUACUGAAGCUGAUGAAUUAAUAACAGUAAAGCAAGAAUUAUCAAAUAUGUCCUUUGAAGAACUAAUACAGUUGAAAGAGAGGCUUGGUUUAAAAGUGUAUAACCAGGUGGUACAUGGAGAUAAAGUUAAGAAGCCUACCUCAAAAAGAGUUUUUAAAAGAGAAAAUAAGAACAGACCAAUGGAAAUGUCAUCUAAAAGACCAGUGCGUUUAAGCAAAGAAAGUGAUCAAGCCAAGAAGAAGAUGACCAGAGACCCCAGAUUUGAUGACCUCUCAGGAGAGUAUAAUGAGAGUUACUUUAAAUCUAAUUAUUCUUUCCUGUCUGAUAUAAAGAGUCGAGAGAAGGAGAAAAUCAAGAAGACAAUGAAAAAAGAAAAAGAUCCUGAAAAGAAAGUGGAGCUAAAGAUGCUGUACAACAGAAUGGACCAGCAAGAACAAUCAGAGAUACAGAAGGACAAAAGGAAAACAUUGGAAAAGGAAUGGAAGAAAAAGGAACAGUCUCAAGUUCAGCAAGGAAAGAAGCCAUUUUUCUUAAAGAAAGCUGAUCUACGCAAGCUUGAAUUGGCAGAAAAAUAUAAGGAGUUACAGAAGAGUGGAAAACUAGAAAAAUAUCUUAGUAAAAAAAGAAAGAAGACAGCACAAAAAGAGAAGAAGAAACUUCCAUUAAUGUCCUAACAAUUCUAUCAUAUGAUUAUCAAUUAAAUAGUAAAUAAACUUUA